AUGGGAGUGUCGGCGGGAAUCGCGGCGCAAGGCAUGCCGUUCGACCUGCGGCUGGCCGUGCUGCUGGGCGGAUUCGCGUUUGAGGCGUACUCGACUCCCACUGGAAGCGAUAAACUAUCGGAUGAGGACGGGCGGCAGUGCUCGGCUCUCUUCACCUCCACGCCCUUCGCCCACGAGCUCUUUCAGGGGCAGCUCUCCAUGCGCGCGAUUACAGCCACAGGGAACAUCAAGGCUCUUCAUGCUGAGCUGGCGUUGGUGACGUCAGCAGGGAAGGCAGCCACGUGGAAUGGUGUCGCUCACACCACCGUGAAGGCCCAAGACCAAAAGAAACCAUCGUGGCCCGAGCAACUGCAGCUGCUGGUGCUGCGUGCUGCUGCAUCCGACACCUUCCUGCAGGUGGUGCUCUGUUGGACCCAGGAGGUGGUGCUCUGUUGGUCCCUGGUGGUGGCUGGUAGGGAAUACCUGAAACCCUCCUGUCUCCCGCUCUGUCUCCUCUCCUCACCGCCCUGCCAACAGAUCACCUUUCACAGCAAGGAUGACGAUAAAGAUUCCGACGAGGAUGAUUGUGUGGUUGGCACGGCCACCAUUGCUCUCACCGACCUGAUCAAAGGUGGGGGUGAGGGAGGGUGUGUGGGCGUGUGGAGGGAUAAGGACCCGAGGAGGAAGAGGCUGGUGGUGUCGUCCCGAGGCACUGAGGUGGUCAACGCGGCCAUGCUCAAGGAUGGACAGGCAGGUCAGAAGAUCAAGGACGCUCUGACGGACCUGAGGCUGCACAAGGAGAAGUGA
Molecule: messenger RNA, 786 nt
Organism: Closterium sp. Naga37s-1
Lineage: Eukaryota; Viridiplantae; Streptophyta; Zygnematophyceae; Desmidiales; Closteriaceae
Source: the annotation of a GenBank genome assembly